Molecule: messenger RNA, 1896 nt
Organism: Thalassophryne amazonica
Lineage: Eukaryota; Metazoa; Chordata; Actinopteri; Batrachoidiformes; Batrachoididae
Product: interferon-inducible GTPase 5-like
Exons: 2
Coding region: 21-1199 (392 amino acids)
Cellular component (GO): membrane
Molecular function (GO): GTP binding
Source: RefSeq, a predicted model, not a curated record
CCCAGGUUUCCAGGCUCACCAUGGACAUCCGAGAAACAUUCAAAGAGAUCAAAGCUGCAAUGGAGGAAAGUCCUGCUGCAGGAGCUGCAAAGGUCCAAGAGCUUCUCGAAAAGCAGGAUAAUAUUCCACUAAAUAUUGGUGUCACAGGAGAAACAGGUGCUGGUAAAUCCACUUUCAUUAAUGCCUUCAGAGGUCUGAAAAACACAGAUGAGGGAGCUGCUCCUGUUGACUGUACUGAAACCACCAUGGAGGUUCAACAAUACCCUCAUCCAAACUACCCAAAUGUCAUAUUAUGGGACAUGCCUGGUAUAGGCAGCAUGACCUUUCAAGCUAAUGAGUACCUGAAGAAAGUCAAUUUUGAAAUAUUUGAUUUUUUCGUCAUCAUCUCAGCUGAUCGAUUCAGAGAGCAUGACAUGAAGCUCGCUUUGGAGAUUCAGAAGAUGAACAAAAAGUUCUACUUUGUUCGUUCAAAGAUUGACCACAGCUUACGUGAUGCGAGAGAUGAUGAAAAAGACUUCAACAAACAAAGGACUCUGAGUAAAAUCAGAGAAAACUGUGUUCAAAAUCUGCAGAAACUUGGUUUCCAGGCUCCACAGGUCUUCUUGGUCUCCAGCCGUAGACUCCACCUGCAUGAUUUUUCUCUCUUACAUGAGACUUUAGAGCGAGAACUUCCUGCACACAAGCGUGAUGCUCUGCUGCACGCCAUGCCCAUUGUCAACGCUGAAAUCCUUAAAAAGAAAGAGGAUGCAUUUCAUUCCAAGAUUAAAUGGUGGGCUACUUUAUCUGGAAGUGUAGGAUUAAUCCCAGUUCCGGGGGUUUCUAUGGCUGUUGAUAUAGGCUUACUGGUUGGUGUUGUCAAAAAGUAUCAAGUCGGCCUUCGUCUUGACAAGAAGUCACUAGAGAAUCUGUCCCACACCACAGGUGUACCUCUGAGUGAACUUCAAGCAGUGAUGAAAUCACCCUUAGGUGGACAGAAAAUUACAGGACCUUUGCUAGUUAGGCUCUUGUCCAUGGGUGCUGUCCAAGUUACACUAAUAGCAGUAGAGGAAGGGCUCAGAUUCCUUCCAGUUAUUGGAUUUUUAGGAGCAAUAGUUUCUUUUGUCUCAACCUAUCAAGCUCUGAAGUUUUUCCUCAACAUGCUUGCUGAGGAUGCACAGAAUGUUUUCAGGAGAGCCCUCGGUCUGAACACCUCAGUGUGAGCUCAGUGUUCUGUCAUCUCACAUCAAGCCCAAAAUUUGAACCCACAGCAUCUUUGUAGAUCACACUCUCAAAGAAAAUCAGCAGAAACUAUGAGCGCAAACUUGAUCUAAUCAUGAUGACAUCCAGCCAGUAAAUCUCGUACCAGCUGCCAUGAAUAGACAAGUUUCUUUUUAUAUCUUUGGAUACUAAUGAGUUAUUGACUGUGGAGAUUUUAAUGUGACUGCAUUGGUUCCAGAAUUUAAUCACUGAAUAAAGAUUAUAAACAUCUUUAUCUUGUACUUGAACUUUUGGAUUGCUUAUAAAGUUAUUAGUGUUUACAUGUAUAUGAUCCUGUGGUUACACCCACAGGAGGCCAUCCCAGAUAUAAAAUUAGUGUUGCUCAAUUUUGAGAUGACAAAUCAAAUCUGUCUGGUCAUCUCAAAAUUGAGCAACACUUUCUGUGGAUGUUUUUUUUUUUUUCAUACUGGAAUUUCAUUACGCUUUUUAGUAAUUUGAGUUGGUAUUUCUAAAUUUUUUUUCCCCUUAAUGUUCUGCACAUAAGAGUAUCUCAGUUUCUUUUUAUAUCGUUGAUGUGUUAUUCAGCUUUCAGGCUCCUCUCCUGUGGAACCAGCUCCCAAUUCGGAUCAGGGAGACAGACACCCUCUCUGCUUUUAAGAUUAGGCUUAAAACUUUCCUUUUUGAUAAAGCUUAUAGUUA